CUGCAGAAGCCCGCUGGAGCGUAGCCCGUCACGCGCCGUACAGGCACACAACUCAGCAACCAGGUAGAGAGGAAUCGGUGCAUUCACAUCGUCACAUCUUACUUGUUGAUCCGUACCGCAAGGGAAGAGCAGGACACUGGUUCGACUUGAGAUUUUACAGCACGUGUAACCCCAUUUUAAACAUGUCUGUUGCGGGGGUGAUGUCUCUCAAAACAGCCUCCAAUAGGCAGGCGGUGAGCGGAGCAACAAUUCAGCACAAUGCUUUUUUAAGAUGUUGAAAUGUUUCUUCUUACACUCUCAGGCUAAAAGUAACAUAUCCACAGUAAUGGGGGAGAACAUACCCUAAUGUAGGAUCGUGUCUUCUGGACCUGUCUGACCCUAUAGUUUUGGACGUUAUUCAAUUUCAAGUGGCCGAACGUCUUGAAUGAGAAUGAAUAAAGGGGGCCCUCGGUCGACCACAUCGCUUCCACCGGAGCCGGUGGAAAUCAUCCGUAGCAAGUCGCACUCCCGUCGGGUGACACUCAAUGUUGGUGGUCUUCUCCACGAAGUUCUAUGGAGAACGCUGGACAGGUUGCCCCGAACAAGGCUGGGCAAGCUACGAGACUGUAACACCCACGAGUCUCUCAUGGAGAUAUGCGAUGACUACAGUUUGGAUGCUAAUGAGUAUUUUUUCGACAGACACCCUGGGGCUUUCACGUCCAUUCUGAAUUUCUCCCGCACGGGAAAGUUGCACAUGAUGGAGGAGAUGUGUGCUCUGUCUUUCAGUCAGGAGCUGGACUACUGGGGUAUAGAUGAGAUCUACCUGGAGUCCUGCUGCCAGGCCAGGUACCACCAGAAGAAGGAACAGAUGAAUGAGGAGCUCAAACGAGAGGCCGAGUCUAUGAAGACCAGGGAAGGCGAGGAUUUUGAUACCACAUGUUGUUUUGAGAAGCAAAAGAAACUUUGGGAUCUCCUGGAGAAGCCUAGUUCAUCGUUAGCUGCUAAGGUCCUGGCCAUCAUCUCCAUCCUCUUUAUCGUGCUGUCAACUAUUGCCUUGUCUCUGAACACCCUCCCGGAGCUGCAGGACAUAGACGAGUUUGGCCAGGUGACAGACAACCCUCAGCUGGCUCACGUGGAGGCGGUGUGCAUCGCCUGGUUCACAAUGGAGUAUUUGCUCCGCUUCAUCUCCUCGCCAAGCAAGUGGAAGUUCUUCAAGGGUCCGCUGAACAUCAUUGACCUGCUGGCCAUCCUGCCCUACUACGUCACCAUCUUCCUGACUGAGUCCAAUAAGAGUGUUCUACAGUUCCAGAACGUCCGGAGGGUGGUGCAGAUCUUCCGAAUAAUGCGUAUUCUGCGUAUUCUGAAGCUAGCCAGGCAUUCCACAGGGCUCCAGUCUCUGGGCUUCACCCUGAGGAGGAGUUACAACGAGCUGGGCCUGCUCAUCCUCUUCUUGGCCAUGGGCAUCAUGAUCUUCUCCAGUCUUGUCUUCUUCGCUGAGAAGGACGAAGAGGACACUAAGUUCAAAAGCAUCCCGGCCUCCUUCUGGUGGGCCACCAUUACUAUGACUACGGUGGGGUAUGGCGACAUAUACCCAAAGACUUUAUUGGGCAAGAUUAUUGGGGGUCUGUGCUGCAUAGCUGGAGUGUUGGUGAUAGCCUUGCCCAUCCCCAUCAUCGUCAACAACUUCUCAGAGUUCUACAAGGAGCAGAAGAGGCAAGAAAAGGCCAUCAAGAGGCGGGAGGCCCUGGAGAAAGCCAAGAGAAACGGCAGCAUCGUCUCCAUGAACAUGAAGGAGGCGUUCGCACGUAGCGUUGAGCUCAUGGACGUAGUGGUAGAAAAUAAUGGAGAGAACAUGGAGAAGUUGCAGGGCAACCACCUGUCUCCCAGCUACAGGAAAGGGACUCCCAAGCGGACCACCUCAGAGACGGUUUCCGCCAAGUCCCUGGAGCCCAGCUCACCAGACAAAGCCCGUUCUGGAAGCCCUCAGCACCUCAACGCUCAGAAACUGGAGGAGAUGUACAACAAGAUGGCCAAGACCCAAUCUCAACCUAACCUUAACAACAAGGACAAGAGACCUUUAUCUAAAGCAGCCAAGAAGAGAGAUGAGAUAGAGAUGGGAAGCAUCCCCACGGAGCCUGCCCCAACCACAGAUAUGAGGAGCAUGUCCAGUAUUGACAGCUUCAUGAGCUGCGCUGCCGAUAUCACCGAAAGCGCCCGCUUCUCCCACAGCCCCAGCACCAGUGUACCAGGGAGGGUUAGCGCCAACCCCGUGCUUGAGAUCACCCUGGAGGAUGAGGCCAUGGACGGCCCUCACACUGCUACCAUGUUCCCUCGAGGACGAGGCUCUAACUGCGGCCUCCCUGACAGCCCCCGUGGAAUGCGCUUCAGUAACCCUCUCAAGAACCGCUCACUCAAGGUCAACUUCAAAGGUGGAGGCGCGGACCCCUCCUCCUCCUUCUCAGCACAGGGACCAGGGGGUGGGGCCCUCUCAGAUAGCUCCGCCCUCUCUGACCACUCCUUCAUGAGUCCUGAGGUGUCUGUCUACACCACCGCCAGCAGCAGGACCCCACCCCAUGAGACCCUGAUCCCCACAGUCUUCACAUUCCACGACGCUUCCAUUAGUAAGUUCAUCGACGCUGACACAGACGAGGAGGAGCACCUCCAUGAUGACUCAGGCACCAACCCCUCCCAGAGGCUCCUAGGAAAAGCCAGCCCCAAGCUCAGCUCCCAUAGCAGCCACCACAUUGCAGCCAACCACCUGGAGGGCUCCCAGAGGAUGCUGGCUAAUAGUGUGUUCCCCUUGGAGGGCAGGCCAUGGGGGGGACAGGAGAACCAUGUGCUCUCCCGGGUAGAGAGGAGUUGUUCAAACACCAAUAAUGAGAGCAAGUGAGGCAGGAGGAGGAAAAGGGUAGUAUAGAGAGCACCCAAACAGGAGGACAUGGUGCAAAUACUACAGAGAAAUAAAAGAAAACAUGAACUCUACUCAUACCAGGAGCUGCACCUCUACUCACUUGAGUAAAAGGCACUGAAAACACAUUUGGCGUUUUGUUUUGGUUUGUAACAAAUGCCCAAUAAGUAGAACUUUUGGGACACAGGAAGGAGCUCACUCUUCCUUCCUUUUACUGCUACUUGAGUGCAUAGACUGUCAGGAUGGCAGCAAAAUUACUGAAGGCAUUGGGAAAUGCUACUGUGGGACUGAGAAAGAGAGGGUGCAUUGCUGUGUCCAAAGGGGAUACACAUAACUCUGCAGAGUCAGGUCAUGCACUGAUUUAGCCAUUACUGAAUCAACAUUGUGUUAAGAGAUAUUUAGUUUGUUUUCUUCCUCAAUAAUAAUAAUAAUAUAUGCCAUUUAGCAGACGCUUUUAUCCAAAGCGACUUACAGUCAUGUGUGCAUACAUUCUAUGUAUGGGUGGUCCCGGGGAUCGAACCCACUACCCUGGCGUUACAAGCGCCAUGCUCUACCAACUGAGCUACAGAAGGACCCAAAACUUGCCUUAGUUACAAUAUAUGCGACUGUGUGUAUGCAUAGCAUGUGUGCGUGUGCUUGUAUGUCUGUGAGUGUAUGUUUAUGCAUGAUGAUAGGCAGAUAAACAUACACAUACACACACGGGCAUACAUCAUUUUAUGUAUAUUAUUUUUCCGUUCUUUUCAACAAAAAAAAAAGUAAAUAGCAUAAUUUCUUUGGUCUGUUAUUUUGUGAUGCUGUCUAAGAGGUGAACUUUCAUCCCUGUUGUAAUGGUCAGCCAUUACAGAGGACACAGCCACUGUCAUAUCCUGUCUGUUUCCCCAUUCCCAUCAUGCCCUAUUCCUGGCAUGAGAUAGUGAAAAAUGUGAUGAGUGAUAAAUAUUUUAAAUUCUGUACAGUGUAUUCGUUGUUGUUUUGUUUGUUUACUUAUGUGUUUUUUUUAAGCCGGGUUCCUUUAUGUUUUAAUACUCUCUCAGAUGUGUGGUUGUGGUUGGUUGUCAUGAAUCAUAUCCAAUCACAGUUGCUACUGGGGAGGGGAUAAACAGCAUCAGCCCAUUAUCAGCCUGAAAACGUCAUCCUGGCACAUUUUUGCAAAAAGGUCAAAUGUACCUGAUGUUUUUCUCAAUACAUUGCAGUCAAUGGGAAAUGAUGAAUAUAACAGGGUUGUUGUCUUUCUAAAUACAUUGCAGUCAAUGGGAAAUGAUGAAUGUCACAGGGUUGUUGUCUUUCUAAAUACAUUACAGUCAAUGGGAAAUGAUGAAUGUAACAGGGUUGUUGUCUUUCUCAAUACAUUACAGUCAAUGGGAAAUGAUGAAUGUCACAGGGUUGUUGUCUUUCUCAAUACAUUACAGUCAAUGGGAAAUGAUGAAUGUCACAGGGUUGUUGUCUUUCUCAAUACAUUACAGUCAAUGGGAAAUGAUGAAUGUAACAGGGUUGUUGUCUUUCUAAAUACAUUGCAGUCAAUGGGAAAUGAUGAAUGUCACAGGGUUGUUGUCUUUCUAAAUACAUUGCAGUCAAUGGGAAAUGAUGAAUGUAACAGGGUUGUUGUCUUUCUAAAUACAUUGCAGUCAAUGGGAAAUGAUGAGUGUCACAGUGUUGACAUUUAUCUCAAUACAUUUCAGUCAAUGGGAAAAAGUUUGUGUCACAGGGUUGACAUUUAUCUUAAUAUUUCAUUCAAUGGGAAAAAGUUUGUGUCACAGGGUUGACGUUUAAUUUAAUAUUGCAGUC
Molecule: messenger RNA, 4672 nt
Organism: Oncorhynchus gorbuscha (pink salmon)
Lineage: Eukaryota; Metazoa; Chordata; Actinopteri; Salmoniformes; Salmonidae
Product: potassium voltage-gated channel subfamily B member 1-like
Exons: 3
Coding region: 425-2869 (814 amino acids)
Biological process (GO): protein homooligomerization; potassium ion transmembrane transport
Cellular component (GO): voltage-gated potassium channel complex; membrane
Molecular function (GO): delayed rectifier potassium channel activity; protein binding
Source: RefSeq, a predicted model, not a curated record